Messenger RNA from Vitrella brassicaformis, 3453 nucleotides. The record is from the annotation of a GenBank genome assembly. Lineage: Eukaryota; Vitrellaceae.
GCGGAAGCGGUGCAUUGAGGAGUUGCCAGCAGCACGAGUGCGUGCCAGCAGCAGCAAGACGUUCUUUCCACCACAGAUCACUGCUGUUGAGUCGUCAUGGAUUCGCCGAGCCGCACUGUGUCGAUGGGACAGUUGGAGAGAUUCAUGGGAGAGGUGAGGCAAUGUCAGACAGAGAACUGCAAGCACAAGCAGAAGCAGAAGCACAAGCAGCAGCAACGGCAGCAGAGGCCCAUCUGCCAUGUGUUGAUGCCUGCCUGCCUGCCUGCACGUGUGGUUUUCCUGUUUCCUGUCAUUGCAGCCGGACAUUCACGCAGCCAUCAAUGAGCUGUUCCAGCACGUAAGAAAGACCGUCACUGACAAGGCAUCGCACUCCAUGACAGCACUCAUUGUCCUCUGCAGACCUCCCUGCUGGAGUUGUUUCAGCAGCUGCAGCAGCACCACCAGAGGGGCGAAGAGACCGACCUGCUCAUGCGUGUGAUUGAUCAAAUCUUUCUUCUGGACGACAUGAAGCUGCAGCUCCUGGAAGAACCGGUGAGUCUCUCAAGUGCGCGACGAAUGAAUGCGGCCCUUUCUCUCCCUCCUCUCUCUCUCUCUGUGUUUGUGUUUGUGUGUCAGUUCCAGCCGUUCCUGCAGAUGGCGGCGUCGGCCGAGCAGACAAACCUGCGGCGCAUCCUGGUGGCCAAGCUGGGCGACCUGGUCUCCCUCGCCACCCGGCCGAGGCCCAUGGCCGUCGACACCGACGUUGACGAGCCAAUGGGGGACGACAAGGCCACAGAGGAUGGCGCUGAUGUCGACAACAUUAUGGAGCGGUUUGUGUCGCUCGGUCUGGCGAAGCUGCUGGGGGUGCUGGUUCUGGACCGCGACACAGGGGUGGCCGAGAGGGCGCUGGAUGCCAUUGUCAAAAUGGUGGGCUCGGCUGCAGGGUCGGACAGCUUCUUUGAAGGCGGGUUGCUGGACUGGCUGCUGGACAAGAUCAAGACGGCCAGAGACGUGAGCGGCAAGAGAGAGGAGCCGCGAGCAUGCCCGAGUGUGUGUGUGUGUGUGUGUGUGCCAUUGAUCAGGAGACCCGCCUGCGCAUCUUGGAUCUGUUCGUGUCGCUGGGAUCGGUGUCCGAGACGACAUUCGACAAGUGCGAGGAACGGGGUGAGGCCACGACACGGCCGACUAGCUGCCUGCCUGCCUGCCUGCGUGGGUGUGUGCCUUCCUUCUGUACGCCUGUUUGCCCGUCUGUGUCUGUGUGUGUCUGUGUGUGUGUAGGUCUGUACGAGCUGGUGCUGCAGGAGUACUUCACCGACGACCUGCUCAUCAAGCUCAUCGCCGUUGAACUCAUGGACAAGGUCAGCUGCACACACACACACACACACAGACAGACAGACACACAUCACACCACACGCACCCCUGGCAUGUGUGUGUGUGUGUGUGUGGUCAGCUUGGGAGUUUCCCACAUGGCGCCAGGUACAUGGCUAGGGCGCAGAUACCCCUCAAGCUCGCCAGGCACGCGGCACCACCUGCCACUAACGGACAGCACAGCGCAGCACAACAAAGCACAAGACGUUCCUUUCCCCACGUGUCUGUCUGCAGAGAGCUCCGCGACCCCUUGGCUGACGAGAACGCCAAGAUGAGCCUCGUCCGGCUGCUGGCCAACAUCAUCGUCCAGGUGCGUUGAGUAGUAGGUGCGGCCACACCUGCAGGCAGAUCACCAUUAAUUAUGUUUGCACGCGUGUGUGUGUGUGUACCAGGCCCCGGAUCAGGCGAAGAGCAUCUUCAGCGAGGCCAACAGCGCCAUGGCGGAGCAGAUCCAGGAGUUCCUCAGUGUGCCGACGUCUCGCCACAACUGGACCACACAGAGGGUCAGUGAGUGCAGCCACCACCACAGACCCCUCCCUCAUGUGUUGCCAGAAUUGCCUGCCUCGUGUGCCUGUGUGUGUGUGUGUGCGUGUGUGUGUGGCUCAGCUCUGUGGGAUCAACGCCUGGGGCGACAUCUGCAUCAGUGCCAGCGGCCGCGAGCAGAUCAGCCGCGCCAUGCCACACACUGUCGAUGACGUAUGCGCCACACACACACACACACACACACAUGGGCAACUGAGCUGAGUUGAAAGAUCCCAUCGAUGUGUGUGUGUGUGUGCAGCUGAUCCAUGCUGUCCGCCACGGGGUCGACAGUGAGAUCUGCAAGGCGGCCAUGGCGGCGUGGACCAAAGUGCUCGAGGGGUCAGUCAGAGCCACAGCCCACACCCAUACACACACACGUGGCGAGAGAGAGAGAGAGAGAGAGACUCACCCAUUCUCUCUGAUUUUUCUUUUGUUUGUGCAGUGAUCCACUGUCGGAUGCGCUGAUGGCGAAGGUCUCGGACGACCUGCUGCCAAAGGUGAGAGCACGGCUGAAGACAGACAGACAGCACAUGGGAGUGUGUGUGUGCAGGUGUUGGAUGCGGCAUUGGUCAUGCCCUUCGCCGACAUUCGGCCACACGCAUACCGCCUUCUCGCAGGUCGACCCACACACACCCACACAGACAUGAGACGAAGACACCCUCCAUCUUUGCCGGUUUGUCUGCUGUCUGUGUGUUGUCUCUGUCAGCCUUAAGUCAGUUCAAGUUCACUGCCCGGGCGGUCUGCAGCAGCGAGGUCAGUCAGACACACAGCCACACGCCCCAAUUAAUCAACUCACUGGGUGUGGUGUGUGCCGUGUGCUGCCUCCUGUCCUGCAGGAUGCCCGAAAUCUGCUGGUCGACUGGCACUCAGAGCAAGACAAAUUCGGUGCGAACCUGCGAACCAGACACACACACAGGCAUGAUGCCUCCUGACGGGCGGGCCCUCCUCUCUCUCUCUGUCUCUGUGUGUGUGUGUGUGUGGUGGCCACAGGCAAGUACGCCAAGCACGAGUGGGUGUCCUCCCUGGUGUCGCACCAUGAAGCCUGGCUGCCGACGCUCGUCGGUAAGCGCUUAGACAGAUGGACACACACGCAUAGGCAUAGGUGUCAGUCAUAUUGGGUGUGUGUGGCUGCCUGGCCGGCUUGCUGCAGAUGAGGGCUUCUUGUCUGUGCUCGAGACGUAUGCCAAGAGUGGGCCUUUCUAUAUCCCACCGGGUGAGCGUACGACACACACGUCCGUCCGUCCUUGUGGCUGGCUGGCUGGCUGAGGGCCAAGCAGCCUGCCACUGCUGCCAUGCACUGCUGCCAUGCCAUUUAUGUGUGUGUGCGUGUGUCAUGGCCAUGUGUCUGUCAGGUGCUGCCGCUUCUGUGGCCGAGAAGGCCGGAUGAUAGUGGCCGGCCCGAGACGUGUGCCGUGUCUGUCGUGAGUGGAUGUGUGUCAAUCAAUGAGGUUGCUGCUGCGUGUGUGUGUGUGUGUGUGUUUGCGUGAGAUCAAGAGGUGCUGUGCUGUCUCGUCCGUCCGUCGUGAGAGAGGAGAGAGGCCCACACACAAUACCGACAGACAGACACUUGACGUGAACGCAAAU